UACAACAGGAGCGCAAAAUGGCGGAACCGCCGAGCCCAAUGCACGGUCCCGCUACCGCUCCCGCCGCCGCCGCCUCGGAGAAAGACCCAUUUGGCAAGCUGCAGCCCCCUUCCCGGGACCCGCCGGGCCCUCUGUCCGCCAAGAAGGUCCGGACUGAGGAGAAGAAGGCCCCGCGGAGACUGAACGGAGAAGGGGGCAGCGGCGGGAACAGCAGGCAGCCGCCCGCGGCACCCUCGCCUCAGAGCUAUGGCAGCCCCGCGUCUUGGAGCUUCGCGGCUCUGGCUGCCGCCCCGUCGCCGUCCUCGGCUCGGAGCAGUUUCUCUUUCUCCGCUGGCUCUGCGGUCCCCUCCGCAGCCUCCGCUUCCUCGCCUCAGCCGCUGCCGCGCAAACUGCUGGUCCCUCCUACGCCGCUGCGCGCUCAGCCCCACCAGCCCCAGCAGCCGGCGGCCGCGGCCGGCGCCAAGCCGCGCAGACCCAAGGAGAAGCGCGAGAAGGAGAGGCGGAGGCACGGCGCCGGCGGGGCGGGCGAGGCCGGCGGGGCCGCCCGCGAGGAGAACGGGGACGUGAAGCCGCUGCCUCGAGAUAAAAUCAAAGAUAAAAUUAAAGAGAGAGAAAAAGAAAAAGAAAGAGAGAAAAAGAAGCAUAAAGUAAUGAAUGAGAUCAAGAAAGAGAAUGGAGAAGUAAAGAUUUUGCUGAAAAGUGGGAAGGAGAAACCAAAAACAAAUGUAGAAGACUUACAAAUUAAAAAGGUAAAGAAGAAAAAGAAAAAGAAACACAAAGAGAAUGAAAAACGGAAGCGUCCAAAAAUGUAUAGCAAAUCUAUUCAAACCAUUUGCUCAGGAUUACUCUCUGAUGUUGAAGAACAAGAAGCCAAAGGCAUCCUAAAUGAUAACAUAAAGGAUUACCUUGGAAAGAAUUUGGAUACCAAGAACUAUGAUUCCAAAAUUCCAGAGAACAGUGAAUUUCCAUUUGUUUCAUUAAAGGAGCCACGGGUUCAGAAUAACCUCAAAAGGUUGGACACUUUGAAGUUCAAACAACUCAUUCAUAUUGAGCACCAGCCUAAUGGAGGUGCAUCAGUUAUUCACGCCUACAGUAAUGAACUCUCCCAUCUGUCUCCUGUGGAGAUGGAGAGGUUUGCAGAAGAGUUUGUGGGUCUAGUGUUCAGUGAAAAUGAAAACUCUGCAGCUUUCUAUGUAAUGGGUAUUGUUCAUGGGGCAGCUACUUAUUUACCUGACUUUUUAGACUACUUUUCAUUUAAUUUUCCCAAUUCACCAGUGAAAAUGGAGAUAUUGGGAAAGAAGGAUAUAGAGACAACGACUAUGUCCAAUUUUCAUGCUCAGGUAAAAAGAACAUAUUCUCAUGGUACUUACAGAGCUGGCCCAAUGAGACAGAUCAGCUUGGUUGGAGCAGUUGAUGAAGAAGUAGGAGACUACUUCCCUGAGUUCCUUGAUAUGCUAGAAGACUCACCAUUUUUAAAAUGUACACUGCCAUGGGGGACACUAUCUAGUCUAAAAUUAGAGAGUCGAAAAGAUAGUGAUGAUGGUCCCAUUAUGUGGGUACGCCCUGGAGAACAAAUGAUCCCUGUGGCUGAUAUGCCAAAGUCACCUUUCAAAAGGAAAAGAACUACCAAUGAAAUAAAAAAUCUGCAGUACCUACCUCGAACCAGUGAGCCCCGUGAAAUGCUCUUUGAAGACAGAACAAGAGCCCAUGCUGAUCACAUAGGACAAGGUUUUGAACGACAGACUACAGCUGCUGUUGGUGUGCUGAAGGCUGUGCACUGUGGAGAGUGGCCCGAUCAAUCCCGAAUAACCAAAGAUGUAAUUUGUUUUCAUGCUGAAGACUUCUUGGAAGUAGUUCAACGAAUGCAGUUAGAUUUACAUGAACCUCCACUGUCCCAGUGUGUCCAAUGGGUUGAUGAUGCAAAACUUAAUCAACUGAGGAGGGAAGGCAUUCGCUAUGCCAGAAUUCAGCUGUAUGAUAAUGACAUUUAUUUUAUUCCAAGGAAUGUUGUUCAUCAGUUCAAGACAGUUUCAGCUGUAUGCAGCUUAGCAUGGCAUGUUCGGCUCAAGUUAUAUCACUCAGAAGAGGGCACUGCUCAAAUUACAGCUACUCAUGAAACAGGCACAUUACCAGAUUCUGCAUCAUCAGUUCUUGGACCUCAUACUGACAACAUGACUUGUGCUGUAAGCAAAACCUCCUUGGAUUCUAUUUUUUCAGACAAACUUCAUCCUAAAUAUGAAUUACAGCAGAUUAAACAUGAACCUAUUGCAUCUGUAAGAAUCAAGGAAGAGGCUAUGAAUGUUUAUAUUCCUGAAAAGACUAGAGCACCGAAUAACAUGGAUGGCAAGAGUGUUAAAGCAAAAUUGGACCAUGUUCAAUUUACAGAAUUUAAGAUUGAUACAGACUCUAAAUUUGAAAAUAGCAACAAAGAUUUAAAGGAAGAAUUGGUGCCCUGGAAAUCUCCUAAGUUUAGUUGAUAAAAAACAACAUAGUUCAGCACAUUCAAAUCAAGAUAGAAAAGAUGAUGACAUUGUAUGCUAAAUUUGUACAUAACCAUUUACAAUUUCUUUUUUUAAACUUAAUAAUGUAAUAAAGAUUCAUGAAUUCUAAAAGCAA
Talpa occidentalis (Iberian mole) is the source of this 2616-nucleotide messenger RNA. It is a transcript of the gene RSBN1L, whose product is annotated as round spermatid basic protein 1 like. The record is from RefSeq and is a predicted model, not a curated record. Bases 18 to 2477 code for a protein of 819 amino acids. Lineage: Eukaryota; Metazoa; Chordata; Mammalia; Eulipotyphla; Talpidae. The transcript has 8 exons. Gene Ontology annotation, cellular component: nucleus.